AUGAAACACAUUCAACGAGGUGUUUGUAAAAAGCUAGCAUAUGUAUAUUUUGGUGAAUUUGGUGAUCAGAAUGUGAGAGUUGCAUUGAUGAAAUGUGGACAAGGACCGGCUGAGGCUCUGAUAGCAGUGAAAAAUGCCGCUGAAAUGUUAUACCCAAAAGUAGUCCUUUUUGUCGGGAUCUGUGCAAGCAUGAAACCGGGAAAAGCAAAACUUGGCGAUGUCAUAGUUUCUGCCAAAUUGGCGACUUAUGAUGAUAAGAAAGUCAUGGCAGAUGGCACAGUGGAGUAUCGCGGCAGUAAACCGGACGUUAGUACAAGUAUGGCUCAUUUUAUUCUUUAUGCAUCUGAUGGUUGGAAAGCACCGUUAAAAGACCCGAAGUUUAGGCGUCAAAGUUCACCAUGACGCUGUGAUGUUAAGUGGCUCGGAUUUAGUUAAUAAUCGUGCAAGACGAGAAGAGUUAGCGGAUUAUUUCCAAGAUGCACUUGGUCUUGAAAUGGAGGGUGCAGGUAGGUAGAAGCCUCUCACAUCAUCCAAGCGCUCCACACCGACAAGGCUUCAAACCGGGUGUAGGCCUAUAAAUUUGUACCAACAUUGAUGGCCAUUACUACGAAAUGGGUUAGCAUUUCGUCUAUGACAGGAAACACGUCUGAACUUCUGUUUAUAAUUUUUAGGUCUAUAUGCAGCAGCACGUGAUCUUGGCAUAGAAUGGGCUGUUGUCAAAGCAGUAUCGCAUUUUGCUGACGGAAGUAAUGAGGAAACAGAACAUUGGCAGCCAUUUGCCAGCGCAAUGGCGGCAUCUGUUGUAUAUAGUAUGUUCAAAUAUUCUGUUGUGUUAGAAGACUGGCAUCACUACAAACCAAGCGACGUGGGAGGUAUAGUUAAAUACAAUUUUGAAAUUAUCUUACCUUCAAAUUUGGAAAAACGUUAAUGCAAAUUUGGAAUUAUUUUAAAUAUAAUUUAUAUACAUCGUUAAAUUUCCGUCUUUUAGCCAUCCCCACAACUUCACGUAAUGACACAAAAACCGGUCAGCCCGGAUCAGUUAAGUAUCAUUACGAAUAA
Molecule: messenger RNA, 1059 nt
Organism: Paramuricea clavata
Lineage: Eukaryota; Metazoa; Cnidaria; Anthozoa; Malacalcyonacea; Plexauridae
Source: the annotation of a GenBank genome assembly